Messenger RNA from Ostrea edulis (European flat oyster), 3830 nucleotides. Its product is annotated as endoplasmic reticulum transmembrane helix translocase-like. The record is from RefSeq and is a predicted model, not a curated record. Gene Ontology annotation, molecular function: P-type ion transporter activity; ATP hydrolysis activity; ATP binding. Bases 62 to 3577 code for a protein of 1171 amino acids. Gene Ontology annotation, cellular component: endoplasmic reticulum membrane. The transcript has 25 exons. Gene Ontology annotation, biological process: intracellular calcium ion homeostasis. Lineage: Eukaryota; Metazoa; Mollusca; Bivalvia; Ostreida; Ostreidae.
CGUGGUUCUUACUUUUAUGUACACGUAAGCGUCAAAUUGACGUAGAUUUGUUUUCAGCACCAUGGCUGGUCAGGCUGUGAGUGAUGAUAUUCAAAAGAUAAGUUUUCAUAAUCUAAGACCCCUAUACUUACAUGGAACGAUUGGACCAUUCUGUAUACUCUACUUUAUCUGGUUCUACUGCUGGACAGUUGUUUAUGGCACGGAAAACUAUUUCGAAGCCGGUCUUAUUGUGCUGGUUGGUAUAGCUCUUCUGCAGAUUUUGGCGAUGCUAUUUUGUGUAUGGUCAGUGGAUUUGCGGUGUUUGAUGACAUGUUCUAAGGUAAAACAUCCCGAGGAUGCUGAAUGGUUGAAAGUUAAACCAACCCCAAAUAAUGGAUCAACAGAAUUUAUCAAGUUGCACAGAGAAAAGGUAGAUGGAAAAGCUCCUGAUAUUUGGUUUGUCUUCCAAAAGACUCGUUACAUGUAUGACAGAGAGGAGAAGAAACAGUUUGUGUCUGCCCAGUUUCCAGUGGACUUCCCAGUCAGCCAUUACAUGGACUGGAAAGGUUACCAAGACGAGGGGGACUUCAAACAGGCUGAGAAGAAAUUUGGAAAAAAUAUUAUGGAGAUGGACAUUCCACAAUUCAUGGAACUGUUUAAGGAGAGGGCUACAGCACCAUUCUUUGUGUUCCAAGUCUUCUGUGUUGGACUGUGGUGUCUAGAUGAAUACUGGUAUUACAGUAUCUUCACAUUAUUCAUGCUGGUUGCAUUUGAAGCCACACUUGUGCAGCAACAGUUAAGAAAUAUGGCAGAAAUUAGGAAAAUGGGAAACAAACCAUAUUUAAUUCAGGUAUACAGGAACAGAAAGUGGAGACCCGUGUUAAGUAACGAACUUAUCCCUGGUGACUUAGUGUCCAUUGGAAGAUCGCAGGAUGAUCGUCUCGUGCCGUGUGACCUGUUGCUGUUGCGGGGACCAUGUAUUGUAGACGAAUCGAUGCUGACAGGCGAGUCUGUUCCAGUCAUGAAGGAACCUAUGGAAAAUUUAGAAAGUCAUCAUGUCCUUGACAUGGAUUCAGAUGGGAAACUACAUGUGUUGUUUGGAGGAACCAAGGUGGUGCAACACACACCACCCAGUAAAACAGGACCAGGACUGAAAGCUACAGACAAUGGAUGUGUGGCAUAUGUCCUUAGACACAGCUUUGGUACGUCACAAGGCAAACUAUUAAAAACCAUUCUGUUUGGAGUGAAGAGAGUGACAGCCAACAAUCUGGAGACUUUCUGCUUUAUUCUGUUCCUCUUAAUAUUCGCUGUCAGUGCGGCCUCCUAUGUGUGGAUUGAAGGAACAAAAGAUCCCAAGAGGAACCGCUACAAGUUGUUUUUGGAAUGUACACUGAUCCUAACGUCUGUUGUGCCACCAGAGCUGCCAAUAGAGUUGUCGCUGGCUGUUAAUACCAGUCUCCUGGCUUUAACCAAACUUUAUGUGUACUGUACAGAGCCCUUCAGAAUACCUUUUGCUGGUAAAGUGGACAUCUGCUGCUUCGACAAAACUGGGACACUGACUGCAGAUGACUUAGUAGUGGAGGGAAUCACUGGUCUCAAUGGAAAAGAGAUGAUAUCAGCAACUGAAGCCCCCAUUGAGACAGCCCAUGUCUUGGCUACUUGUCAUGCUCUGGUGCACUUGGAUGAUGAAUUGGUUGGGGAUCCUCUGGAGAAGGCAACACUUAAAGCGGUGGAAUGGAACCUUACUAAAGGAGAGUCAGUUGUACCACAGAAAAGGAAGACCCAUGGCUUAAAGAUUUAUCAUCGCUUUCAUUUUGCCAGUGCCCUGAAGAGAAUGUCAGUUAUUGCAGGGCACACAGCCCCAGGCUCUGUAGAAACCGAGUACAUAGCUACUGUUAAAGGAGCACCAGAGACUCUCAAACCUAUGUUUAAAGAGAUGCCAGCUGACUAUGAUGAUGUGUACAUGGAGAUGUCAAGGAGAGGGGCUAGAGUUCUGGCCCUUGGCUGUAGGAAGCUAGGAAACCUAUCCCAUCAACAGGUGAGAGAAAUGUCCCGUGAAGAGGUGGAGAAGGACCUUCACUUUUGUGGCUUUGUCAUUAUCUCCUGCCCCCUGAAAUCGGACUCCAAAGCCGUCGUCAAGGAAAUCAUUCAGGCCUCUCAUCAUAUUGUCAUGAUAACAGGAGACAAUCCACUGACAGCCUGCCAUGUUGCCAAAGAACUCCGAAUGACCAGAAAAGAAAUGCUGAUUCUAGAGAAGCCUAAUCAUUUAGAUGAUUCAUGGCACUGGCAGUCUAUAAAUGACAAAAUCCUCCUACCCCUCAAACAGAAGAACCUGCGGUCGGAGGUCCUCUCCAAAUACGACCUCUGUAUCACUGGAGAUGGCAUAUCUUAUUUACAAUCUGAAGAUAAAAAAUUGCUGAGAACUGUGCUCCCCUCGGCUCGAGUUUUUGCUCGUGUAUCACCCAAACAAAAGGAAUUUGUUAUAAUCACCCUGAAGGAGCUUGGCUUUACCACUCUAAUGUGUGGAGAUGGAACCAAUGAUGUAGGAGCUCUCAAACAUGCCCACGUCGGUGUCGCUUUGCUUGCUAAUGCCCCAGAGAGACCAAUGGAGAGAAGGAAAAAGAAGGAAAAGGCUGAUGAGGGAAGUUCUGCAGAUGGCGAAACUACUUCUUCCAAUGACAGAGUAAUGCCCCCUGGUAUGAAAAGUUCGGGUAAAUUUGCUGGCCGUGCUGCUAAGGCCAGGGCUGUGGCAAGAGGAGAUAAUUUAGCUCCAUCUCAGAAAAAGUUGGCCAAUAUGCUGAAGGAGAUAGAGGAAGAAGAGAAAGCCCAGAUAGUGAAGUUGGGAGAUGCUAGUAUAGCCUCUCCAUUCACCUCAAAGCUGUCCACCACCAUUUGUGUAUGCCAUAUCAUUAAGCAGGGCAGGUGUACCCUUGUGACCACCCUGCAGAUGUUCAAGAUCCUUGCCUUAAAUGCUUUGAUCCUAGCCUACAGCCAGAGUGUCCUAUAUUUAGAUGGAAUCAAGUUCAGCGACAGUCAGGCCACUAUGCAGGGCCUGCUGUUGGCUGGAUGUUUCUUGUUUAUUUCUAGAUCAAAGCCUUUGAAGACUUUAUCCAAAGCAAGGCCACUACCCAAUAUCUUCAAUUUGUACACCCUGCUGACGGUGACGCUGCAGUUUGCUGUACAUUUUUGUUGUCUAGUCUACUUAGUACAAGGUGCUAAGGCAUUAUCACCUCCAAGGGAGGAAUUUUUAGAUUUAGAAGCAAAAUUUGCUCCAAACAUUUUAAAUUCAACUGUAUACAUUAUAUCAAUGGCUCUACAAGUCUCGACAUUUGCUGUUAAUUACAAGGGGGAGCCAUUCAUGGAGAGUUUAUUUAACAACAAACCAUUGCUGUACAGCUUGGCUUUCUCUGGCACCGCAAUUACAGGGUUAGCUAGUGGUGUAAUACCCGAUAUAGCAGAUCAGUUUGAAAUAGUUCCAUUACCAACAGAGUUUCGUAACACAGUACUACAGAUAUUAGCUGCUGAUAUUUGUGGAUCAUUCAUCAUUGACCGAGUCUGUUCCUUUCUGUUAGGACGCGGGAGUUUACGACGUGUAUGAGGAUAUUUAUUGACUUCUGUGUAUGAGGCGUUUCUAUGUGAAUAUGGGUAACAGACGUCAUGCAUGACUAAUUCCAGCUAAACAGAGUACAUACAAGUAGGAUCAUCUAAUUCAUCUUCCAGGCACUCGUCAGGUCUGGUACUGUUUUAUAUUCAGAUAAUUUUAUUUGUGUUGUUGGACGUCAUGAAUGAAUGUUGGUAAUUGUUGUAGACAAUAAAUAGAGAAAGGGAGAAAUCCUUACAAAAAGGUGAAA